AUGAAGGGCGAUCACCUGUCCAAGCCCGCCCACACAGACACCCGGCAUACGCCCAUCCGUCAGAGAUACCAGCCUUGGAGGGACGUUUUCACCAUCAUUCUUGCGCUGGGCCUUUCCGUUGUCUCAAUCUGGAACUACGGCGCGAACUUGGAGCGGCUUAAGGCGCGGUUUCUGUCUAGUUAUACGCCUCAGUUGGGCAGUGUUACUUGGGAGAAAUGUCCGACGGGCGUGGACCCAAAGGCUCGAUGCGGGGCCAUCAUUGUACCGAAGGACUACUUCAACCAGGCAGAUGGAGGAAUUGCAUCGGUUGCUUUCUCGGUGUAUCGAGCUAGCAAAGGACCAAAGAAGGGCACCGUUUUCCUCAAUCCUGGUGGGCCAGGAGGAUCUGGUCUACGACUUGCUGGGCCUGCGUACGCGCAAUUUAUUGGAGAUGACUGGGAUUUGGUAGGAUUCGACCCUCGUGGAAUUGGAAGAACCAAGCCAACUGUCAGCUGUUUCCCCGACUUCCUCACCCACCAACUCUAUGUUACAAACACCGUCAUCGAACAAGGUAUCAAUGUCCCGCCUCUCGCCAACAUUUCGUCGCCUUUCUUCCGCGAGAGCCUUGUUGAACAAUAUCGACAAUACUUGGCGCUUCAGAAGGGUCAAAUUGAGCUAUGUGCGAAGACGAUGGGCGACGAGCUGCGGUACAUGGGGACUGCAAACGUCGUUCGCGACAUGGACUUCAUGGCAACGGCGUUUGACGGCGAGGAUGCGAAAAUAAACUUCCAUGGGGGUUCGUAUGGUUCUGUCCUUGGGACUUGGCUCGUGAACAUGCUCCCGGACCGUGUUGGUUACGUCGUCAUCGAUGGCAUUGUCGAUCCUAUUAGCUGGUCAACUGAUCCAGUAUACAAAUGGGCUUCUAACUGGUUGGCAUCAUCGGAAGAGACGUACGAAAUAUUCCUGAAGGAUUGCUCCGAAGCCGGACCAUCUUUAUGUCCUUUGGCACAGCACGAGAAUGAACCAACGGCGGACAUCGAAGAGCGAAUCGAGGCUUUCCUCGACGAUCUCUCUGUGAACCCGCUUCCCGUGCCACAUGCUCGACGUCCUGGCGUCCUCACCUCAGGUUCUGUGCGAGGCCUAAUCCUCUACUACCUCAUGCGACCCAUGGUCUGGCCGCUCGCCGCCUCAAACCUACACGCCGCCAUGCAAGGCAACGGCACCUCCCUCUAUGACUUCCUCAUGCCCGACUAUGCUGCCCAGACAACUGGGAUCCUGCCCAUCACCGACCUCCAGCGUUCGGCCGUCUCGUGUGCUGAUGCCCGCCCGCCCGUGCCUGGCUCCCAAGAGGACUUCCCAUCACCUGAGGACCUGGCGGACCACGGGAUCAGGACGCUGAAGGGGGUGUCGAGGCACUUUGGGGUCAGUGUGAGUGUGGUGGAGAAGGACGGAGAGUGCCAGUAUUGGCCUGUCAGGGCUCCGGAGAGGUUCGCAGGUCCGUGGAAUGCGAAAUUAGAGAGGCCGAUGUUGGUUGUCAGUGCUAAGUCGGAUCCGGUAACGCCGCUCCGGAGCGCGGUACUCGUCAACUCACUCAUGGGUAACUCGACGUCGCUCGUUAUUCAAGAAGGACCAGGACAUUGUUCAACCGGUCUUCCAACCCUCUGCGUCGCCAAGCUCAAGAGGGCGUACUUCGCAGGAGAGACACCGGCGAAUGGGACGUUCUGCAAACAAGAGCUGCGCACUUUCCCUUCGGCCGGCGCGGGCAUGCUCGAUGCCGACUUGGAGGCGUCUAUGACGGAAGACGAUCGAGCCCUCUUGGAGGCGCUGAGGCAGGUUCCACGCUUGCAAGGCGAUAUUCCUCAGGGAAUGGAUCAAUUUUGA
Messenger RNA from Cyclocybe aegerita, 1860 nucleotides. The record is from the annotation of a GenBank genome assembly. Lineage: Eukaryota; Fungi; Basidiomycota; Agaricomycetes; Agaricales; Hemipholiotaceae.